UCAUUUGCAAUACCAGUGUGGUUUAAAAAAAUAAAUAAAUUCAGACAUAAACCACACACUGAUUGAAGAUUGAAACUGAAUUUGGGGAGUAAGAAGAUCUGCGCUGCGGAUUGGGACUCGUCUGUUCUAGAAAGUUUAAGUCUUGACAUUUUGGGAGAGAAGAAAUCACACAUUGUAUAAUAACCACAUUGAAAGUUUAGACUUUCCACAGAAUUCAGUAGGACAGAAACAAAUUGCUGCAGUUUUAUGACUGUUCAGUUAUGAGUUUUACUGAUUAAAGGUCUGUUCUUGGCUGGAGGGCUGGGCUGAUCUAAAACAGCCUUGCUUGUGUGUUAUACAAAGCUUGGGAAACGUGCAGGAUAGAUUGUUGGAAGCAAAUGUUCAGACGGGCUUUGACUAUGAGGACUCUUCGCAGGUCGAAAUUCAUGAGUUCACCCAGCCUCAGUGACCUGGGCAAGAGAGAGCAGGCAGUCUUGGAUGAGCGGGGGACGCAGCAAAAACGGGCCGGGUCCAACGCCACCUGGAACAGUAUCCAGAAUGGAGUAAUUUCAGUAUUUCAGAAAAAGGGCCUUGCAGACCAUGAGCUCUAUAACCUCAAUGAAGGAGUCCGACAGCUGCUGAAAACAGAGCUUGGGUCAUUUUUCACAGAAUACCUUCAGAAUCAACUUCUCACAAAGGGGAUGGUUAUUCUGCGCGAUAAAAUCCGUUUUUAUGAAGGACAGAAACUCCUGGAUUCUUUAGCGGAAACCUGGGAUUUCUUUUUCUGCGAUGUUCUUCCAAUGCUCCAGGCGAUUUUCUACCCUGUACAGGGGAAGGAGCCUUCGAUUCGUCAGCUGGCCUUACUGCACUUUAGGAAUAUUAUAACUCUGAACAUUAAGCUAGACGAUGCAAUAUCACGGCCCCGAGCACGCGUUCCGGCCUCCAUCAUUCAGAUGCUGCUAAUUCUUCAGGGAGUUCAUGAAUCAAAAGGAGUUUCUGAGGAAUAUCUGAACCUGGAAGCUCUGCUGCAGAAGGUGGUAUCUCCUUACCUUGGUACUUACGGACUCUACUCCAAUGAAGGUCCCUUCACCCAUGCUUCGUGCAUCUUAGAAAAGCGCAUGUUUAGACGUUGUCCAAAGUCUGGGGAUGUCAUCACUAAGAACCCUGUUGUGAGAUCCAAGAGUUAUAACAACCCUCUCCUGACUCCUGUGGCCGAGUAUGAGAUGGAGAAUUUAGCAACCAAUGGCACUGGAAUCCGAAGGCACUCAGUGUCCGAAAUGACUUCGCUUUUGGAGAUCCAAGGUUACUCCAAUCUUACCACAAUUCUAGAUAGCAGCUCCAAACUCUCCAUGUCUGCCACCAAAACCCAACCCCCAGGGGAACAGGACAGACACAGUAUGAGCAACGGACAAUUUGUAGCGAAUCCUAACCAAAGUGAAGAACAGCAGACUUCAAGAGAGGAGCCACACACAGACUCGCCAUUACUCCCUGUCCCAUCUUCCAGCCCUGAGACAAUAGUUGAUAGAAUUUUAGAGUCUAUAGACUCUGACUCAGAAGGCAUUUUUAUUGAUUUUGGAAAAAGCUGUGCCAAAUCUUCUGGAUACACAAUGGAUGUGAGCAGACAGAGCCUUAUAUAAAGAGAAAUAGAAGUUUUAUAGUUGUCAUUUGUUUUAUACGUUGUUGGGUCUAUUUGGUUUGUGUUUUGGUACGAAGGGUAUUCUUGGAAAUUUUUCACUGAAACAGAAAUCACACAAAUCUGGGAUAAAAUGUAUUUACUAGUUCUUUUGGUUUUCAUAGUUUUUAUGGUGUAUCUCAUCCUACCAGAAUUUUCUUAUAUCAAAAAACAUAGACUCAUAAAUCCGUAAACUUAAAGAGACGUGAAACCGAAACUUUUUCUUUUAUGAUUUAGAUAGUGUGUGCAUUUUUUGUUAAAAAAAAGUUUUAACACUGCUGCUAUCUGAUAGUCAAAAGCAUUAUUGGACAAACUGCUGCAUAUAGUUGUCCAGACACGUGCACACUAAAUAUCUAGGUAUCUAUUUAAUAAUGAAUACAAUGAAAAAGAAGUUAAUUUGAUAAUAGAAAUUAUACACUCAUGUCCCUUUUAUUGCAUUUAAACCUACAGAGCUAGUUUAAAUCUGUUUUCCCCAUUAAAUCAUAAAAAUAGACUGUAAGAAACUUGCUUUUAGAAAACGUAGGCAUUUUUCUUUAAAGUUAAAGCUGUUUAAAUUUAAAGGGACAUGAAACCCACAUUUUUUCUUUUGUGGUUAAGAAAGAACAUGCAAUUUUUAAAAAAAAAACUUUCUAAAUACUUAUAUUACAUAAUUUGCUUAAUUUUCUUUGUUGAAAAGCAUAUCUAAAUAGGCUCAGUAGCUGCUGAUUGGUGGCUGCACAUAGAUGCCUCGUGUGAUUGGCACACCCAUGUGCAUUGCUAUUUUUUCAACAAAGGAUAUCUGAGGAAUUAAACAAAUGAAAUAAUAAAAGUAAAUUGGAGUCUUUUUUUAAAUUAUAUUCUUUAUCUAAAUCAGGAAAGAAACAUUUUGUAGGUGUUUUCUUUUUUUGUCCCUUUAAUGCAAAUCUAACAGGAAGUUCAUGAUUGUGUCAUGUGACUGUGUCAUGUUACGGACCACACUGAAAAAGUUAAACAAUGCACUGCAAUACAUUUUGAAACUAUCUAUUUUAGAUAGUCUUAUUAAUGGAUAAAGCAGACAUGUGCAUUGGAAAGUAGGCAUCAAGUCACAGGAUGGUGACUAUACUGAUAGGUAUUGUGGGUUGUAUGGGCAUUAGUAUGGAAAGUGAACCGUUACUUUCACGAGACAAGAUUCUGCAUCUGUAAUAUGAAAAACUUAUUCCUAGAUACAGAGGUAUAGAACAUUGUUUCUCAAUCGUGGUCCUCAUUGACCCCCAACUAGCCAGGUUUUCAUUAUAGCUGAACCAGUGCACAGGUGAAAUAAUCAGCUGAUGGGUGAGAGCAGGUUAGUAACUAUGGUUACUGAUCAGCUGAUUACUUCACCUGUGCACCGGUUCAGCUAUAAUGAAAACCUGACCUGUUAGGGGUACUUGAAGACCAAGGUUGAGAAACACUGGUCUAGAACACAACUUCACAUGAUAUCAACUCUAAAAUUGCUUUAUCAUAAUCAUUAACUGUUACCUGUAAAAUGGCUUUAUAUGCAAUUACCAGUAAAAACGUUUAAAGGGAUUUUUUAUUUAUGCACCAAAUUAUUUACUACAUUGCAAAAACAUACUUGUUUUAAAAGCAUUUUGUUGCAGGACUGAAACACAUCAAUUAAAAAGCCUUUUGACUGUU
Messenger RNA from Bombina bombina (fire-bellied toad), 3283 nucleotides. It is a transcript of the gene PRR5, whose product is annotated as proline rich 5. NCBI's taxonomy places the organism in Eukaryota, Metazoa, Chordata, Amphibia, Anura, Bombinatoridae. Gene Ontology annotation, biological process: TORC2 signaling. The record is from RefSeq and is a predicted model, not a curated record. Bases 378 to 1616 code for a protein of 412 amino acids. The transcript has 8 exons. Gene Ontology annotation, cellular component: TORC2 complex.